CCCGUCAUCCGUUUUAAAACAAACUGAAAAGAAGUCGAGGUAGAGCGGAAAGAAAAAGGAAGAAGAAGGAGAAGACGGAAUCGGUACCACAAUGACUUCGGCUCGGAGACUAACUAGGGAGAUUCAAGACAUUCGCGAUUCUGGAAUAAAGAAUUUCCGAAUCAUUCAAGUGGAUGAAUCGAAUAUUUUGAACUGGCAAGGGCUUAUUGUUCCUGACUGUCCUCCAUAUGACAAAGGAGCAUUUCGGAUUGAGAUCAUCUUCCCUGCAGAGUAUCCUUUCAAGCCACCUAAGAUAACCUUCAAGACAAAAAUCUACCACCCCAACAUUGAUGAAAAGGGCCAGGUCUGCCUGCCCAUCAUCAGUGUGGAGAACUGGAAGCCAGCCACGAAAACCUGCCAAGUGAUUCAGUGUCUGGUUGCAAUGGUGAACAUGCCUCAGCCAGAGCAUCCACUGAGGGCUGACCUGGCAGAGGAGUACACUAAAGACCGUGCGAAAUUCAUGAAGAACGCAGAGGAGUUCACAAAGAAACACAGUGAAAAGCGACCUGUGGACUGACGAUCCGCCUCUUAGACUUCCUUUUUGUUUCCUGUUCAAAGAACCCAGCCUGACUCUCUGUUCUUAUCCCCUUAUUUCACAGAGAUGGCCUGUUCUCCAAACCUGCAUUGUUUAGCACUGUCCAACCACUCUUUAAUAGAGGCUUGUGUUGCUCUUUCACUUUGCCAAAAAGAAAAGCAGGACUUUUUGGUGCACAGGCAGGCUCUGGCCUCAAAGUGUCACCUUUUGGUUGUUUUUGACUUCUUUCUACAGAUUUUUUUUUUUUUUCUUUCCUUUUUAGAAAAAAUAAAAUUUUCUGAGGUGGCAUCGUCGAAAGUGAAAUCUCUGAAAAGUGCUGUUCUGCUUACUUUAAUGCUGAAUGUGUUCUUAGAUUAAUCAUUAGCUUAUGCACACCUGUUUACAGAUUUUUAAGCAUUGUUUCAAAUCUUGACGGCAUUUAUGCUGUGGGUUAUAUUUGUCGUCUACUCCUUUCAGUCGUUUUCCCCAUAGGAUACACCGUGAUCUGUAAAAUCACCCGUGGCAGUGGCAGAAUUUAACUUUGUUGCUCAUGCAAAAUUCACACGGGAGCAAAGAAACUUCUGAAAAUGCAACAACAUUCAAGUCAUUGAAUCAUUUUUGUAUCUUUAGAAAUAUUAUUAAACUUCUUCCACCUCUGUUGGCCCCUU
Messenger RNA from Pundamilia nyererei, 1221 nucleotides. It is a transcript of the gene ube2l3a, whose product is annotated as ubiquitin-conjugating enzyme E2L 3a. The coding region runs from base 92 to 556 and encodes 154 amino acids. NCBI's taxonomy places the organism in Eukaryota, Metazoa, Chordata, Actinopteri, Cichliformes, Cichlidae. The transcript is spliced from 4 exons. The record is from RefSeq and is a predicted model, not a curated record.